Molecule: messenger RNA, 4151 nt
Organism: Telopea speciosissima
Lineage: Eukaryota; Viridiplantae; Streptophyta; Magnoliopsida; Proteales; Proteaceae
Exons: 7
Coding region: 426-4151 (1241 amino acids)
Source: RefSeq, a predicted model, not a curated record
GACGGCUUGGAGUCACAUUCUCCUAAUUUUCGAAGAAACGAACAGGUUUUCUCCUUCUCUCUCACUCCCGACUCCGAUGUACUCUCCUACAUAGGCCCCAGUUUUCUUGCGCGUUUCUUCUCUCAGUUGCGGUAUUUCUUACUGGAUCUCGAUCCUGCUGGAAUCCCCACUUAUUUUCCGAUCUGAACAGUCAGGUUAUUGUGAAAGAUUAAUUUUUUGUCCGGUGGUGUGUCGGUGUUCCGGCUACUUUUCCGUCGAUUCUUUCCCGAUCUCAGAUUCUACGCUCGAGCGGCGACGUGUUUUAGCGUUUAAUUGAAGGUCAACAUCGAGUACAGCGCGGGUUUUGGUUCUGGUUCCAAGCUUCCAUAUUAGGGUUUCGCGCUUUGUAAUUGCUGCCUCUUUUGUGUUAUUUGUACUUUGUCGUCAUGCCGCGGAGUUCUCGACACAAAUCUCACAAGCAACAUAAGCACAGUUCUAAGGAUGAUAGGGAAUACUCGGACUCUGAAGAAGAUGGGAAUUUGAAAAAUAGGAAGGGUAAGGAAGAAGUUGCUGUUAGGGCUUCUAGGGAUUCAGCAUCUGGUGAGAAACGGAAACUUGCUUCCCAGUCUCAUGAUGGCAAAGAUCUGUUUGGUCCUGGUAAUGGUGAUUUAUCAGACGAGUAUGUCUCUUCGAAGAAACGAAAAGAUAGGGUCGAUGCAACUGCCACUGAUCGGUGGAAUGGUGGCGGGGACCAGCGCGUAGCAAGUGUAGUUGGGGAUAAAGAGACGAAUGGGGAUAGUUUUCGGCAGGAGUCAGAGAAAGGCCCAAAGUCAAAGGUUGCAGUUGAUUCAAAGAGUAAGUCUAGUAGAAGGGAUGACAGUUUAAUGGAUAGGAAGGACGAAAAGGUGGGUAUAGCAGCGGAAGGUGAGGAAGUGAAAAAGAAUAUCAAUAAGGUCGAGUCAAAGCGCAAAUCUGAAAAGGAUUCUGGUCGGAAAGAGGUCUAUCAGUACAAGGACGUGAAGGAGGAACGAGAGCCAGAGAAAGACAGAAAGGUUCAAGAUGGUAGACGUGAGAAAUCAAUUGACACCGUGGUACUGAGUGAAGUAAGUAAGAAGCAAGGAUCUCAUUCAGGUAGUUUUGAAGAAGACCGCCCAGUGAAGCGAGAAGUAGAAAAUACUGAGUGGCAAAUACAAGAUGAACUCCGGAACCCUGAACUGGAGAAAGAACUUGAGAAACGGAUCAGGCGGAGGAGAGACAGCUCUGGUGACAGGGAUAAAUAUCAGGAUGAUGCAAGGGAUGGUAAUGAUAGAGGAUUAUCCUCCAGAGACGAUAGUGCCAAGAAUGGGAGAUAUAAAGAGGAAAGGCAUAAAGAUGGGAGGUAUAGAGAUAAAUACAGAGAGGAUCCAGAUAGGGAUCGCAGGCACCGAGAUGAAAAGCACAAAGAUGAGCGUUCCAUCAGAGAUCACACUAAUGACAGGCCUGACACUAAGCAUUUGAAGGAUGACAGUGAUCGUCAUAAGAAAUCUAAGCCUCAUGACAGCGAUCGUGAUGGCAGUCCCCACCUUGAUGAUCGGGGAUCUAGGUAUAAAGAUAACAGGGGGAAGAAGAGAUCUUGUGAUGAGAAUGAGGACCAUAUUGAUGUUAAAUCUCGUAGUUCCAAAGAGCACCGUUCUGAUGUGGAAAAGAAAUCAAGCAGUAGUAAAGUAGAGUCAAAUGCUGAUAGGGGAAGGUCUCAAUCACACCAUGUUGAUGUUGACUCCCCUGUAGUCAAUAACAGACGGAAGAGCUCCCCAAGCUCCAGUAGUCAUGUUGCUAAAGAUCAAUUUAGGAAUAGCUCUAAACAAGCAGAUUCAAGGUAUAGAGAGACUGUCUCUGAAGAAAAAAUCCGGUCAAAUGUUGCAACUUCCACAAGAGAUGUUAGUGGUGGCUCUGCUGUCCUGGAAAGAACUUUUGACGCUCGGUCCUUGGACAAGAAAGAUGACAACCAUUUGGGUGAGUCAUUUAGUGAGAAGUCCCCAAGAUCAGAUUACCAGGUCUCACCUAUGCUCUUAAUGGAGAAAUCUCCGUCAUCGACAAGUAUUGACCGUAGAUACUCGAACAGAGCGGGUGCAAGGAGGAGCCUUGAUGUCGAAGAUACUGGACGUAGGAGCAGUGGUUCCAGGGAUGUAAAGGAUUAUUCCACUAAUGAAGAAAGGGGGAGCCGUGAGUUGCCCUUGGAGAAGCCAACAGUUGAUGAGUAUUCUCAAAUAGAAGGAGAUACAGUAUCUGUUACUUCAUCCUUCAAUAGAACCAAUCACUUGCCCAGCACCUCACCAUCUAUUCGUCCUCCGGCACCUCCCGUCAGGGCUGGGGUUGACAGCCCUGCAGUUUUGGGCCCAACUGAAGAAGACAAUCGAGGUAAAUCUACUAACCGCUUCAAGAGGAGUGGUGAACCCAGUGUGAGCCGAGGGCAGGGAAAUGCUUGGAAGGGUGUCACAAAUUGGUCUUCACCGGUAGCAAACGGCUACAUUUCUUUCCCACAUGGUCCGCCUCCUGGAGGUUUUCAUCCAGUUAUGCAGCAGUUUCCUGCUUCACCUAUAUUUGGUGUUAGACCUUCUCUGGAAUUGAACCAUGCGGGGCUUCCAUACCAUAUCUCUGAUGCUGACAGGUUUUCUGGUCAUGGACGCCCAUUUGGGUGGCGGAAUCCAGCUGAUGACUCUUUUCCACCUCAUAUGCAUGGAUGGGAUGCAGGUAAUGGUGUCUUUGGGGAUGAUCAUCAUAUGUAUGGCAGACCAGAUUGGGAUCAGAACAGACACCUGAUGAAUGGUGGUGCAGACAUGUGGAAGGGGCAAAAUGGUAGCAUGAAUGUGGAGUUGUCCAAUGCAUCCCAGAAAGAGGUUUAUCUCCCACAUGCCCCAGCAGAAGAAAUUUGGGCUGAACAGCCAGGCCAGCGGUCUCGAAAUGAGCGGAACCGUCCAGGUCCUCGUGCAGAAAGCAUUGAGAUAAAGAGAACCAGCAGCACUCCUCCACCAAAGGAUAUUAUUGAAGCUCCUCUGAAAACUAUUAAUGAGAAGACAACAAAGCCUAGUAAAAUAUCAAGUGAUGAUGGUACUCGUUUUUGCCAUGUUUAUCUUGCAAAGUUGGACAUCUCUGCAGAUCUUACUCUUCCAGAUUUGUAUGACCAGUGUAUGGGCUUAUUGGAUGUUGAAGGGAAGAGUACUACUGAUAGUGAGGAUGCUACCAAACAUGUGCAUACAGAUCCCAAGGUGGGUGUGGGAGUGAAUAUCUCUAGUGCCACCUUGAGUGUGUCACUUUUCCCUGCAGUAAAGGAUUCUGUUUUUCAGAGAGCCAUGGCCCUCUACAAGAAGGAGAAUGAAGAGAUGAGAGCCAAAGUAAAUGCCUUGUAUCCUGAAUCAGAACCGCCAAAGGUGAUGACCGACUUCCGUGAAGGAGUGGAACAUUUAAUUUCCAACAAUGAGGUGGUGGAAGGUCCUAUUUCAGCUUCUAAUCAGGAGGAACUGAAGGGGCCACUUCCAACCUCCAAAGAAGGGGAAGCGAAGGAUUCAUUUCCAGUUUCUGAACCAGGGAAGGUUGAGGAGCCAGUUCCAACUUCCGAUGAGGAGAAAUUGACUGAGGUGGAGGUUUCAGUUUCAGCUCCUAGUAACGAGAAGGGAGAGGAGCCAGUACCAACUCCUGGUGAGGGUAAAUCAGAAGAAGAGUUUCCAAAAUCUGACCAUGACAAAGUGGAGAUGCUUGCUAGUAUUCGUCAGGAGGAAUCAGAGGAAGCAGCUGGGGAUCACUUAUCUUCCCUCGAAAAUGCUUUACAGGUUACCAGGGACGCUUGCGUAACCAAUUUACAUUGCCUCGACGAUGACAUGGAUGAUGCUAGUAGUUUGAAAGUCAACCCUCUUGCCAAUAGUGCCGAGAAAAGCCCGGCUUUUGGUGAUAUUAUGUGUGGUCCUAUAGGUUUUUCUGACAGUUCUGAGGCAUGUGAGGCUUUGAUGCCGGAGUCAAUUGAGUGUGGGUUGUGUUUGUCUGCUUCACCCACCUGUCUUUUGUUGUUGAUCUUUGUUUUGACGGAGGAGACAGGAAGGAUGGGAUCCCUUGAAGGAUUCACCAACCCCCUUUUUGAAACUGACACCCCUGUGCCUCCUAGGGAAGUCAGGAGUGCUUGGCGGAAACUAGGUUUGUGA